AUGCACGUCUGUAUGCAGUUGGAGAGUCUCUCACAAGUUAUCUCUCCAUUAAAAUUUUUUUAUUGCAGGAAGGUUAGGCAACGUUCCAAGGGGGUGCGUUCCCGGGGGAGUCGAUCCGAAAGGGAAGUAGCCAGUUGUCGCGGUGGGGAGGAGGACGCCAAGUUAGGAGAAGAUAAAGACGAUGAAGACAGCAGUCAUGGCAGCAGUGUUGGCAGUGGUGACGACGACGAUGACGAAACUGCCGCCCAGGGUGAUCACUCCGAUGGAGAUUCACACCAAAUGAGCAACGGUGAAAGGAUGUCCAAAGCGGAAAGGAAAAAAAUAAAAAUUUACUUAAAGUUAAAUGAAGGCCUCGACAGCAUAAAAGAUGAGUUGCGUCAAAUUGACAGAGAAUUAAAAAAAAUUCUGCACAAGGAGAGCCUCCACUUGGAUGCCUUCUACAAAUUCAUCCAGGCAGACAAUCCUGCAUCUGGGAAGACACAUUCAGUGAACAACCUCCAGAAGAAUCGCUCAACCGAAUCUGUCGUGGAGAAGGAACCUCAGGAAAUUUGCCUAACAAAGGAGGGCAGAGGUUUGGAUAAGGAAGAGCAGCUGGGCACUUCGAGGGGAUACUCUCCAGACUCGACAGACUCACCAGAUUAUGCAGGCUCCCCCAAUUCGUCAGAUUAUUUAACCUCGCCAAACUCACCAGGUUCUUCCUGUUCUCCCGAUCUUCCUAACGAAGCCAGCCCGACCAACCUUAAUGAUGAAUCCCAUUUGAAUGGUGAGAAAAAGGAUCCAUUGGACGGGGACAAACUAGCAAUUGGUACCAAAGGGAAAAGAGACUCACUUCUUCGUAGGGACCAGGAAGAGACCCGAAAUGUCAUAGAUAAGAAGUCUCCUUCUGUGGAGAGUGACCCACAAAAUGGUCAAGUGGUCAGUGCGGAUUCUGCCGCUGCGGAUGAGGCAAUUUCUGAUGGUGGCGCCGACGCGAUUGGCCCAGACGGGGAGACCACCGAAUUGGGGGAAGCGAGUCCUAAAAGUGAAGUAAAAGAAUUAGAAGCAUCAUCUAGCAAGGUCAAAGAAAUGAGUGCAUCUGCGACAGUGGGAAAAGGGGGUUCUGUGAACGAAGUAAAAGAAAUGGGUUCAUCUGCUACAGUGGGAAAAGCGAGUCCUAAAAAUGAAGUAAAAGAAAUGGGUUCAUCUGCGACAGUGGGAGAAGCGGGUUCUGUGAACGAAGUAAAAGAAAUGGGUUCAUAUGUGAAAGUUGGAAAAGCGAGUCCUAAAAAUGAAGUAAAAGAAAUGGGUUCAUCUGUGACAGUGGGAAAAGCGAGUCCUAAAAAUGAAGUAAAAGAAAUGGGUUCAUCUGUGAAAGUUGGAGAAGCAAGUCCUAAAAGUGGGGUUAGAGACACAGAAGCGCCUAACAGAUCCAAUGAAUCGGACGCGUCUAACAGAGCCAAAAAAUCGGACGCGUCUAACAGAGCCAAAGAAUCGGACGUGCCUAACAGAGCCGAAGAAUCGGACGCGCCUAACAGAACCAAAGAAUCGGACGCAUCCAAAAAGCUGGAAGAAACAGAAGAAUCUAACUUAGUCAAAGAGAUAAGCGAAGCUAUCCAAGUCAAAGGAGAAGAAGCACCCAACGAGGACAAAGAAGUAGGUUCGCUCAACCAAGCCAAAGAAAUGAGUUCCUCUGAUCAACUAAAAGAGGUAGAUUCACCCGGCCAAUUGAAAGUAGACCUGCCUAGCAAAAACGCGAACGACGCCGCAGAGGGACAAAAGGGACUCGUAAAGGAUGCAGUAGAGAGGAAGAGGAGUAACCAACAAGAAGUCCAAAAGGUGGAUGGCAGUUCGGCGGGAAGUGACGCUAAGGGACAGGGAAAGGAAGGCGAAAUGGCGGAAGCGGGGGGAAAGGUGAAAGAUGACGAAGGGGAAAACGCACACCACGAUGGAGAAGAAGGAUCAAACAGCAGAGGCAGAGAAAGCUCAUUCUUUAACGCCAUACAGAACCUCUUCCUCCGUAGGGACAGAAAAAAAGUUCAGAAGGAACCUCCAAAAGAGAAAGUAGAAGAGGAACAAGUAGAAGUCCACAAAAUGAAUGAAAGUGAAAAAAGUGAAAAAGACGAAACAGGCGAAAAAAUGCCAACUGCAGAAUCAAAAAAAAUGGAGGACGAUGCAGAGAGGGGUGACGAUGAGCUAGCCAAAUUUAAAAGCUCAAACGGUAACGAUGCAGAUGUGGGUGUGUGUGCAAACAACGCGGACCACUCGAUCGACUCGAUCAACUCUGACACGGAAGUACGAAGUGACGUUUCAGUUUAUACAAAUGCGAAAUCGGAGGGAGAAGCUAUUCACGUGGACAAGCCGGAGGAAAGCUGUUCAGGUGCAUCUAUGAGUCAGGAUGGAAGGGGACCAACUGUGAGUCGAGGAGAGAAUGACCUGAAAGAGGACGAACAUGGAGAAGCGAUACAUAUGAAAGGCAGCAAAGGGGAUGAAAAGGGUGAAGAAAAAUAUGCCCAUGAGAGGAGACCCCCAAACGUAGAUCCCACUGUGGUAAGAUGCAAGGAUAAAAGUGGAUCUCUUGAUUCGGGGGAUACCCACCAAAGUGAAGGCGGCGAAAAAGUCGUCAUAGAGGAAGACACAAAGGAAGACGUGAUGGACGACGUGACGAACGAAUGGCGUAGCAGUCUGGACGGCACCGAUGAGAUUCACAACCAAAACGGAGACAAACCAGUGACAGAUUCAAAUGAUUGCAUUAAAAAGGUGGAGAAGAAAAUGAGUCACCGAAAUGGACAGGAUCAGGUGAACCAAAGCAGAAGCGAAAAUGAAGACACAUCUACUGGGCAGAGUGGAGUAACUAAAAGUGAUCCCACUGGACAUGCCAGCGAAGCAGGUAACCUGAAGACAGACACGGGAGAGAAUAGCUGCAGGGAAGGUGAGAAGUCUGUAACAGGUGAGCAAAACGAACAGAGCAAACAAGGUGAGGGCACCCCAAAUGGAGACAAAGAUGGCUAUCUACAUGAAAUAACAAAAGAAGGAACCAUCGUAGAGGUGAAAGGUGAUGAGAAUAAGCUGGAGGACGGAAAAAUGGAGAUGAUCGAAGAGGUUUCCUCGGUGAUUGCUUCUGAGGCAGGUGGAGAUGUGACAGACGAACGGAAUUUGAAAAGCCUCUGCGUGAGCGAGUCAGCCGAUAGGGAAGAAAACGACGGGCAUGAUUCCCUUGUUGGCGGUUCAAAGGAAUUUACUAAUGCAGGUUCGGUGCAAUUAAGUGAUGAAGGCUCGGAAAGGAGGGGUUCCUUCGUUAUAGGGACAGAUUAUUUGAAAGAAAACGACAUGAAGGAAACUCCAUCCAUUAUCGAGGCAGCCGAUUCAGGAGGAACUGCGUCGAGGAAGAAAUCCUAUGUUAUCGGAGAAAGCCAGUUUAAUCAGGACACUGUAAAGAAAAACUCGCACGAUAGUAGCUUAGGUAGGCUGACAGAAAACGCGCCGGAAAAAAACUCAUUCGUUAGGAGGGCAGCCGACUCGAAUGAAGACAGCAGAAGGGAGGCUUCCCCCAUGAAUGGUCCAGACGAUUCGAAUGAAAACGAGUCAAAGAGGGGGUCAUACAAUGGAAGGAAAGGCCACUCCGGUGGGAACAUUUCAACGGGGGAUUCACCUCCUGAGAGGGCAAUCGAUUCGAAAGAAAAGGAGCCCAAGACGGGCUCAUAUAUGAGCGGGUCAGGCGAUUGGAUAGAUAAAGACACUAAAAACAUGGAAGGAACGAAGUACACUUCGCACAUGAAUAGACCGGAUGACGUGAGUGAAAGCAUCUCGGAAAAAUUACAUGUAGACUUCGCCACUAACCUGAGCGUUAACCAGGCAUGCGAUUCGAAUGAGAAUAAAUCGGAGGCAUCCUUUACGAACAGCAAAGUCAUUUCUAAUGCAAGCGGCGCGGAGGAGUCAAGAGAUCACAGCCCAUACAGGGCGAGUGAAAACGUGGAAAAUGACCUGUGCGCAGGCAGGUCUGGGAACGCAGAUAGGAGCGAGGAAAGGAGGGGUUCAUAUAUUAUCGAUCCGGAUUACUCCUAUGGAAGAAGUGCGAAGAAGACUUCACUUAUGAAUAGGCCAUCCUACUCGGAUGGAAGAAGCGCGAAGGAGACACCACCUAUUAACAGGACAGUCUACUCACACGAAAACGGUUCAUACGAACUCCGCAUAAACAACGCCACUGAAGUCUUUGCUGACAGGUCAGGUGAUUUAAUUCAAAAUGACACAAGUAAGACAACAGGGUCGUAUACGGACCCCUCAGGGGAUGCCAGUGAGAAAACUCCCACAGAUGGAUCAUACGUUAGGAAGACAGACGAUUUUAGUGAAAAUAAUUCGAAGAGGGAUUCUUGCGUGGAGAGGACAAGCGCUACAAACAAGCGGAACGAGCGAAACGAACUCCAUUUUUUUAUUAACAGGUCAAGAAAUUCGAGUAUGAAAAAGAUUAAAAAAGGCUCACAUGUGGAUAGUUCAUCCGAUUCGAAGGAAAACGACGCAGCUGAAUUGGGGGAAACCAACACAGCUGAAUUGGGGGAAAACAACACAGCUGAGUUGGGGGUAAACAACACAGAUGAACUGGGGGUAGGCAGUGUGAGUGAAAUUUGCGCCGAGGGAGUCUCCUAUGUGGACAGUUCUGUGGGCUUCGAAGGAAGGAGCGGGUCCUACAUGAAGAGAUCUAGAAAGGGUUCACAUGUGGACGGAUCUAGAAAGGAUUCAUAUGUGGACGAGUCUAGAAAGGAUUCAUAUGUGGACGAGUCUAGAAGGGGUUCAUAUGUGGACGAGUCUAGAAGGGGUUCAUAUGUGGACGAGUCUAGAAGGGGUUCAUAUGUGGACGAGUCUAGAAGGGGUUCAUAUGUGGACGGAUCUAGAAGGGGUUCAUAUGUGGACGGAUCUAGAAGGCGUUCAUAUGUGGACGGAUCUAGAAGGGGUUCAUAUGUGGACGGAUCUAGAAGGGGUUCAUAUGUGAACGGAUCUAGAAAGGAUUCAUAUGUGGACGAGUCUAGAAAGGGUUCACAUGUGGACGAAUCUAGAAAAAGUUCAUAUGUGGAUGGAUCUAGAAAGGAUUCAUAUGUGGAAGGAUUUAGAAAGGAUUCAUAUGUGGACGGGUCUAGAAAGGGUUCACAUGUGGACGGAUUUAGAAAGGAUUCACAUGUGGACGGGUCUAGAAAGGGUUCACAUGUGGACGGAUUUAGAAAGGAUUCAUAUGUGGACGGAUUUAGAAAGGAUUCAUAUGUGGACGGAUCUAGAAAGGAUUCAUAUGUGGACGGGUCUAGAAAGGGUUCAUAUGUGGACGGGUCUAGAAAGGGUUCAUAUGUGGACGGAUCUAGAAAGGAUUCAUAUGCGGCGGGGUCAAGGAAGGGUUCCUACAUGAGCAAGGAAACCCAUCUGAACGAGGACACCAAAAAAAAGGAAUCCUAUGUGAUCACCGCUGGUGAUUCGAAUGAAACGAGUAAAAGGAAAACUUCUCCAAUUAGUAGUUCAGACAACUUCAGUGACAGCAACAGAAAGAAGUCUUCCCAUAUCGACAGGAGUGACAAUUUGAGUGAAACCAGUUCGAAGACGGGGUCAUAUAUGGACACUUGGGGGGAGACGCGCACAAAGGACAAAAGUGUAUUUUAUAUUAACAGGUCAGGUGAUAUGAGGGGAAGCAGAUCGAGGAAGGCCUCACACAUUAGCAGGAAAAGUGACGUGGGCCAAAGAGAGGAAAGCGCAUCGUGCAUCAGUAGGGCAGGUGGGCUGAAGGAAAACGACACGGGGAAGACGUCAUAUAUGAAUAGGACAGAAUAUUCGAACGAAAAUGAAGGAAGUGUUUCGCUCGUUGGAGAAUCAAGCGAUUUAGGUGAAGUUAACGCGAAGAAAACUUCAUUUGUGGAGGAAGAAAGCGACUCCCACCUUAACCGGUCUGGAGAUUUGAUGGGAAACGGUUCAGGCAAAUUAAAGGUUGGCGCUUCAAAUAAAUUAAAUGUUAGCCCGUCGGGCGAUCUCCCUCGAAAUGAUGAAGAGGAAAACGCCUGUAUUAAUAGGCCAGGCUACCCCUGUGAGAGCAGCCUAAUGGAAGAACAUACGGAAGAGGCAACGAUGUUAAGUGUUAACAGGUCAGAAAAUGCAACCGAAAAGAGGGCAGUGCGGAUGUCAAUAAAUGGAGGGUCCGUUAGUUCACGUCGAAACGAAACAGGGAACCCCCUUUAUCUGACCAGUGGAGACAAUUUUAUUGAAAACGAUUUGAAGGAAUGGAGCCUUAGCACAUCAAAGGGAAGUUCAUCUGUGAAAAAGUUCGGCGAUUCAAAUGGAAGGGACUCGAAAGAACUAGCAGGAGAUGGGGUGAAUAAGAUAAGAGAAAACAGUUCAGGGCAGUCGGAUGAAGACAACCGAAGGAAGUCCUACUUUAGCGUUACCGAUAAUUCAAAGGGGGAGACAGCAAGGAGGAGAUCCUAUGUAAAGGGAACAGAUAACUCGAAUGAAGACAUCCUAAAUGAGGCAUGCACAGAAGGAGAGACAUCGUUUAGUAUUACCAAAUUGAGUGGAAUGAGUGGAGGAAAGUCAAACAGGGGGGCGUUCACCGACAUGACAAUGCCUUCCAGUGACAGAGGAGGUAGGAAGACUUCCCACAUCGUUAACAGGACAGGGGGGUCGAAUGAAAGUACUGCAAGGGACACCUCCGAUAUGAACUAUGUAGACAAUACUGAGAAAGACAACACAAACGAAUCCAUCGGUAGCAUAUCGGUAGGGUCGAACAGAAGCAACACAAAGAAGGGGUUACGUAUGAGCAGGUCGAACCGUCUGAAUGAGGACCCCUCGAAGAGCCAGCCUAUCGUUGGUGUUGGCCAUUCGAAUGAAGGAAGCCGACGGAAGGAAUCGUUCAUGGAGAGGUCAAGGGAGGGAUCAAACAUUGACAAGGAAGACCACUCGAAUAAAACGAGCGAAAGGAAAGUUUCCCAAAUUAUUAGUCCAGACAACUGGAGUGAGAGCAACAGAAAGAAUCCUUCUCAUAUUCACAGGGUGUACAACUCAAACGAAAACGAAUUAAAGGAGGAGACAAGCAUUAACAACUCAGGCGAUUUACUUAAAAACGGUAAUAGGAAGGUGUCCUACACAGAUAGGUCAAGCCAUUACAAUGAAAACAACAAGGAGGAAUCCACUGACGUAAAUGGAUCAGAUGAUUCGAAGGAAGAAAGCACAAACGAAUUGGACAUAGACGGUGCGACGAAAUUUACAGUCAACACUUCAGAUCAUUUAGUAAAAAAAAAUGGAAGGAAUACGUCACAUAUGAAUAAGCCAAACGAUUCCAAUGAAGUAAACACGAGGAAGGAUUCUUCUUUUGAGAAGACAAUUCAUGUUAGUGAAAACGGGUCUAGAAAGACCUUACAUGUGCUAAAGGCAGGGACAGACGAAAUGGCCAACAAGACAGCGGACACAAAUGAAAGCGACUCAACCAAGGCAUGUAUUAACAGUGCAGCCUAUAUAAGUGGAAGCAGCUCUGAGGGGGUUUCCCAUGUUAGUGGGUUGGCCUAUGUGAGCGAAGGCAACAAGAAGGAGGGUUCAUUUAUUAACAGGUUAGAUAGUUUGAGUGAGGACCACAAGAAGAUCUUCCCUAUUGGCAAGGCUGCCGAUUUUAAUGAUAAAAGGGAAGGGGGGUCCCAUAUGAGCAGGGUUGGUUAUUCAAAUGAAAUAAACAACAACUCAUCGCUCAUGAAUAGGAGUGGUGAAUUGGAUGAACAGAGGGAACAAGAUUUUUCCACCACUAGGUUAGGUAGUGCAUAUCAAACGAACGACACCGCUUCUCAUUCAAACGGGGUUGAUGAAUUAGCCGAGAAGAGCGAUUACGACCCCUGCAUGAACAAGUCAGGUGAUAUCGACAAAAGGAAAGACCCCACUUGGAAGGAGAGCCGGGUCGUCACCUCAGGCGAAACGAAGCGGACGGAUGCAUCGAGGGCAAGCAGCGCAGUCAGUGAAAGCCAAAAGCCGAUUAAAAAAUUGAGGGAAUAUUUUGUGAGUGGAAAAAACGAUUCAGGGGUGUUGAAAGACAACACGAGGGACGUAACUGGGGGACUACGCAGUAGGGGCACGAACGAAAAAGGAACAAACGAAAAGGGAACAGACGAAAAGAACAACCCUCACCGUUUUAAAAACUUCCAGGGGAAAUACAAAUUUCAAAUGAACAUGAAAGAGGAGGAAAUAGACGAGCUGCAGAAAAAGUUAAAGGAUGAAUUUCAAAUGCUACACGAAAUGAGCAAAAAGAAAAACAGCCUGAAGAAUAUUUUGGAAAAUUGUGUGCAUGUAAAGUGUGUGGACAAUUCGAAAGAAGUGACUGACGAGGAGCAGUACGACCGAGUUGAUUUGAAACACACCCUGAGUGGAAAUGAAAAGGAACAUACUGGAGGUGACGAAACGGGGAAGGUGCACACGACGGGGCCUUUGCCUGACGUUCAGGACGAAAGCGCAUUUGAAGAUACACGACCGGAGGAGGCAUUCGACAUGUCCAACUUUUCCACGGAGAUGAGUAACCGCGAAAUGAAAAAGCUCAGAAAGUGGAAGUCACUGAUGAUAUCGAAGGAGCACAAAGACGACUGGCUCUCAUCCGACGUCCUCUUAUGGUGUUUCUUGAACUUCAUAAAAUUGAAGAAGAUCGUGAGUAUAACUGAGUUGUCGGUUAAGUUUCAAACGAAGCGGGAGAACAUACGGAGAAAACUCAAAGAACUCGAAGAACACGACAUGAUCCAGGGGGUCAUGGACAUGGAAGAGAACUACAUCUACUUAUCCCAGGAGGAGGUGACAAAACUGUGCGUGGAGAUCCUGUCCAUUGAGAAAAUAAAAACGCACGAAGAUUUCGUGGAAAUAUGCAACAAGGUCAUAUCCCUCAGUAUCAACGAUCAGGAUGUGCAAAAAUUGAAAGAAGUGGAGGAAAAAAUUGUUGAAGCGAAUAAAAAAAGAUAUUCCGAUUUUGCCUGCACAACCUGA
Molecule: messenger RNA, 8955 nt
Organism: Plasmodium coatneyi
Lineage: Eukaryota; Apicomplexa; Aconoidasida; Haemosporida; Plasmodiidae
Exons: 5
Coding region: 1-8955 (2984 amino acids)
Source: RefSeq, a predicted model, not a curated record